This is a messenger RNA of Prorocentrum cordatum, 360 nucleotides long. The record is from the annotation of a GenBank genome assembly. NCBI's taxonomy places the organism in Eukaryota, Dinophyceae, Prorocentrales, Prorocentraceae.
AUGGGGCUCGACUCCAGCGUGCUGCUGUCGACGGAGUUCAGCCAGGCUUUUGGAUCUCUGCAGGAACAGUCCGUGACCCUGCGCUACCCCAGCGAGGAGGACGCCGCGGCCGCCGCGGAGCUGCUGGACGGGCAGCCUGUGGCCACGGGGAGCGGUGAAGCGCUGUGCCUGAGCGCGACCGCGGUGUCCGAGGCGGCGCCUCCCGCCCCGAGGUCGCCAUCGCAGCCGCCCCGCAAGCAGCUGCAGCCGCCCCCGAUGCAGUCAUUUCGUGGUCCGUCCGCGGCUCCGUCCUCAUGUCCGUCCAGCGCUCCAUCUCGCGUGCCGCCCCGUGCUCGGCCUGGUGCGCUGGCGCGAACCCAG